AUGCAGGCGAAAAGGACAAAGCGCGACAUUGUCAGGCUAGCAGAGACGACAAGACGCCACCCAUUCAACGCCGUCUAUGACACCGGAAUAGAACUGUUCCUCGGAACACACGACGGCAGAGGAGACGGCGGUGCUGGAUUUCUAGUCGACAAGAGUUUAGCCAAGAACACCGAUCUAUUCAAACAAGUAACAAACCUAAUUGGACGUUUACGGUUUGAGAGAUAUGGACCAUUACCGGCCUUGAAAAUAGUUAUGGUUUACGCAAUUACAUCAAGCUAUGACGAAGAAGAAGUGGAAAGGUUCUAUAUGGAUUUGGAGGUGUUCUACAGAGAAGACCGUACAUUCUUCAUGGUCAUCAUUAGAGAUUUUAACGCUAAGACCGAACCACUGAACCCAGAAGAAGGUUUUAAGAACGCCACAUUGGAACCCAUAGAUUACAAUGGAAGGAAAAGGGUGAGUGGUUGCCUAAGUUCAUGA
Angiostrongylus costaricensis is the source of this 477-nucleotide messenger RNA. NCBI's taxonomy places the organism in Eukaryota, Metazoa, Nematoda, Chromadorea, Rhabditida, Metastrongylidae. The record is from the annotation of a GenBank genome assembly.